Molecule: messenger RNA, 2415 nt
Organism: Malania oleifera
Lineage: Eukaryota; Viridiplantae; Streptophyta; Magnoliopsida; Santalales; Ximeniaceae
Product: riboflavin biosynthesis protein PYRD, chloroplastic
Exons: 3
Coding region: 664-1962 (432 amino acids)
Biological process (GO): riboflavin biosynthetic process
Molecular function (GO): diaminohydroxyphosphoribosylaminopyrimidine deaminase activity; zinc ion binding
Source: RefSeq, a predicted model, not a curated record
GCUGGAUUGGUAGAUAAGGCAGAAUACAUCCAAACUAAAAAAAAAAACAAAAACCAAUUAGGGAAUGACACACACACUCUCUCUCUCUCUCUCGCUCUCUCUCACACGCACACACGCACACACUCAGCUCUUCUUGAAAUCAUUGGUUUUUAGUGUGAUGUUCUGAAGACCCUGUUAUGCAGUAAGGGAACGGCGGACGGGCGGGUCUUUGGCACCGCCGGCAACGCGGCUUUGAGGAGGACCACGAAAAGCAAGUUCGCUGUGGUAUUUCUGGCUAAACCUCCGGCACUGCUACAUACGCGACUUGUGGGAAGAUCGCGAGGUACGAGUUUCAGUUCUCACGACUGAGCCAUAGCGACUUGUUGACCGGCUGCUGGGAGCUGCCCACGUUCGAUACAUCAACUGUUUCCUCUUCGACGUAACGUCCACUCGAGUAACAUCCACGCUUAUAUAUAUAUAAUUUUAUUUCCCGUAUUGAAAGCCGGCUAAUUUCAGGCAGUAUCGUCAAAAGAAGGUCAGAUGUUUUGUCUUCCGUGGUAGCAGGCUUCAUAUGUGCAUUUCAUAAUUCUUCUGAGAAAUUUUAGGCUCAAAUUCAAUUUCCGGAAGGGACGGUUUCAUAUUUCACCAUUUCGCAAUCUGGGUUUCCGUCCAACUCCCGGAAAAAUGAGUCUUCUGUCAAUUCCAGUUGCAAACCACACUGCCGGUCUUCUAAUGUUCUCAGCUUCCGCCCAAAUUUUCAGCCCUUUCUCACCAACCCAUCAAUACUCUGGACUUGAUUUCAACUCGAGUGUAAAGUCUGGAUGUAGCACAUCGCUCAAGAGGAUAACUAAAUCGCGCACUGCUUUAAGAAGCCAUGGUGGUUGGAUAGGUGUCAGAUGCGAAGUGGGUUUGCACAAAAAAGACAAUGGGUUCUAUAUGAGGAGGUGCGUGGAGCUUGCAAGGAAGGCAAUUGGGUAUACGAGCCCCAAUCCCUUGGUGGGUUGCGUCAUCGUGAGAGACGGCAAGGUUGUCGGUGAAGGGUUUCACCCAAAAGCUGGGCAGCCACAUGCGGAGGUUUUUGCUUUGAGAAAUGCUGGAGAAUUGGCCGAGAAUGCAACGGCAUAUGUUAGCUUGGAACCAUGUAAUCAUUAUGGGAGAACUCCGCCCUGCACUGAAGCAUUGAUUAAGGCCAAAGUGAAAAAGGUGGUGAUUGGGAUGGUGGAUCCAAACCCAAUUGUGGCCUCAACGGGAUUGGAUAGGCUGAGAGGUGCAGGAGUUGAUGUGACUGUGGGUGUUGAGGAAGAAUUGUGCAAGAAACUUAACGAGGCCUAUAUCCAUCAAAUGUUCACAGGGAAGCCGUUUGUGACACUGAGAUACUCGCUGUCAGUUAAUGGCCACUUUCUAGACCAGCUUGGGGAAGGAGUUGCUGAGGCUGGUGGAUACUACUCACAAUUACUAAAGGAGUAUGAUGCAAUUAUUGUUUCUCCUACAUCCUAUACAGAGACAUUUUCAUUUCCUGCAUCCAAAGAACCUGGAGCCAAUCAGCCUUUUCAAAUAUUAAUAUCAAGAAAUUCUAGUUCCCCUGUCCAAAUCCCUGCUCUCAUAAGAGAGGCUACUUCUAAGUUGAUUGUAUUCACAGAUAAAGAUAUUGCUGUGGAUCCAGAAACAACUGAAGGGGGUGUUGAAACAGUUAUUUUAGAUCGGAUAAAUUUGAAUGCAAUUCUGGAACACUGUAAGCGGCUUGGACUGUGUAGUGUUUUGCUAGAUUUAAGGGGGAAUUUUGGCAAUUUGGAAAAGCUUCUUAAAGAGGGUAUUGAGCAAAAUCUGUUACAAAAAGUUGUUAUGGAAGUCUUGCCACUUUGGGAUGAUAGUGUAGGUGGAAGUUCAUUUUUGGCACUUGAGAAUCUGGGAAGAAGGAUAAAAGUAAAACAGUUACAAUCAAAAACUUUUGGGCAGAGCAUUGUUCUUGAGGGAUACUUUUGAUGCAACUAAAACAGAAACGUUGUGACAAAAUUUCUAUUAAAACAUAUUAUGGUUUGAGCUGUGAGUUUUCAGCUGUUCAAGGCCAUCGAGAUAUCUAACAUUAUUUUCGGCUUGCAAGGAGAGGAGAAGGGUACCAAGUGGGAGAUCGUGACCAUAACUUAUGUUUCCUUUGUUUUCUUGCGAUGAAAUGAUGGAAUAGCCAUCUGCUUUGAGCUUUUUCUUUUCCCUGUAUUUUCGGAAAAGGUAAUUUUGUCUUGAGAAUUUUCAUGAGUUUGAGGAAGCACUCUCCUAAUUGUGAACUGAUAAUGGUUUGACCUGUUUGUACAUGGUGAAUGUAAAAUGCCCAUUGCAUGACUGCGUGGAUGGUCAUGUUGAAAAAUGUAUUUUGAACUUGCCUUUGUAUUACAUAAUAAACUUUCACUAGGCCAAUUUGUUUGCUACAUUGAAAAUCAA